Schistocerca nitens (vagrant locust) is the source of this 1545-nucleotide messenger RNA. Its product is annotated as aromatic-L-amino-acid decarboxylase-like. Gene Ontology annotation, biological process: catecholamine metabolic process; amino acid metabolic process. The coding region runs from base 53 to 1519 and encodes 488 amino acids. NCBI's taxonomy places the organism in Eukaryota, Metazoa, Arthropoda, Insecta, Orthoptera, Acrididae. The record is from RefSeq and is a predicted model, not a curated record. Gene Ontology annotation, molecular function: aromatic-L-amino-acid decarboxylase activity; pyridoxal phosphate binding. The transcript is spliced from 12 exons.
CAGACCGACUGUCCACUCCCGACGCGACAACGACGACGACGCUGGGCCAGCCAUGGACGCCGAGCAGUUCAGAGAGUUCGCCAAAGCCACCGUCGACUACGUCGCCGACUACUUGGAGAACAUCCGGGACAGGCCUGUGUUACCUGAUGUUACACCUGGUUUCAUGAGUAAGCUGCUACCAUCUGAGGCACCAUAUGAACCAGACACAUGGCAAGAUGUCAUACAUGAUGUAGAGCAUGUCAUUAUGCCUGGAGUUACACAUUGGCAGUCUCCAAGUUUCCACGCCUUUUAUCCAACAGCAGUUUCCUACCCCGCAAUUGUGGGAGAAAUUCUUAGUGCUGCGAUUUCUGGUGUUGGAUUUAGCUGGAUUGCAAAUCCAGCUAGCACUGAACUUGAGGUAAUAGUCAUAGACUGGCUAGGAAAAAUGUUGGGUCUGCCAUCAGAAUUUCUACCAUCAUCUGAUGGGCCAGGAGGUGGUGUCAUACAGGGUUCUGCGAGUGAGGCUACGCUGAUUGGUCUGCUGGCAUCAAGAGAGACUGCAGUGCGUAAAGCUAAAGCCCUCAACCCACACUUGAAUGAAGCUGAAUUACGAGGAAAAUUUGUUGCUUACAGCUCUAAUCAGAGCAAUUCAUCAGUGGAAAAAGCUGGCCUCUUGGCAGCUGUUCCAAUGAAGUUACUUCCAUCAGACAACAAAUGUCGAAUGCGAGGAAACACACUGUUGAAACAAAUACGUGAAGAUCGUGCUAAUGGUCUCAUCCCAAUAUACGUUGUAGCAACCUUUGGAACAACAGGAACUUGUGCCUUUGACCCAGCUGAAGAACUUGGACCCAUAUGCAAUGAAGAAGGCAUAUGGCUUCACAUAGAUGCUGCAUAUGCAGGUGCUGCCCUAGUUUGUCCUGAGUUCAGGCAUUUAAUGUCAGGAAUUCACUAUGCUGAUUCUUUCAACUUCAACCCACAUAAAUGGAUGCUUACUAACUUUGACUGUUCUGCUAUGUGGUUGAAGGAUGCAACAGAACUUAGCAAGAGUUUCUGUGUAGAGCGCAUUUACCUUGAACACAAGAUGCAGGGGAAAAAACCUGAUUAUAGACAUUGGCAGAUUCCCCUUGGACGACGGUUCCGUGCACUGAAGUUGUGGUUUGUUCUACGCCUGUACGGAAUUCGUGGGAUUCAGGACAUAAUCCGAAAACAUGUGCAGCUGGCCAAAUAUUUUGAAACACUUGUCAGAGCAGAUCCUCGCUUUGAGAUUCCCUGCGACCAAAGUAUGGGUGUUGUGUGUUUCCGUUUGAAGGGUCCUGAUGAGCUGACCAGAGACUUAGUUGCACAGCUUACAGCACGAAGGAACAUUUACUUGAUUGCAGCAACUGUCAAUGAACAGAUUGCAGCACGGUUUGUUGUAUGUAGUACUAUGACAGAAGAGAAGGACAUUGUAAAAUCAUGGCAGGAAAUUUUGUAUGUUGCAAAUAAGAUACUGGACUCCAAUGCUGAUGAUAUGAGUGUUAAAAUUGUAGAAAAGGUUUAAAAUAUAUUUGAAACAUAUGUGGGUCA